Bubalus bubalis (water buffalo) is the source of this 4572-nucleotide messenger RNA. It is a transcript of the gene ADGRG5, whose product is annotated as adhesion G protein-coupled receptor G5. Gene Ontology annotation, cellular component: membrane. Gene Ontology annotation, biological process: cell surface receptor signaling pathway; adenylate cyclase-activating G protein-coupled receptor signaling pathway. The record is from RefSeq and is a predicted model, not a curated record. The coding region runs from base 1014 to 2864 and encodes 616 amino acids. Gene Ontology annotation, molecular function: G protein-coupled receptor activity. Lineage: Eukaryota; Metazoa; Chordata; Mammalia; Artiodactyla; Bovidae. The transcript is spliced from 11 exons.
AUUCACUCUCAUGUUGUUUUUUUAGUUUUUAGAAAUUUGUUUUCUUUUUUUCCUUUAACUAAAACAAAUGUUUGGCCUCACUAUACAUGUGGGAUCUUAGUUCCCAACCAGGGAUGGAACUCCUGUCCCCUGCAUUGGAAGCACCGAGUCUCAACCACUGGACCACCAGGGAUGUCCCAUUCAGUCUCAUUUUAGUGGAGUUUCAGGGGCAGACAUAAAUUUGCUAUGUUUAAGCAGAAAUUGGUCCAUUCAUUUUAAACCUGAGGGAAAUUAUGGCAGAAAGGGACAGGAUUCUUUUCUUAAAAAAACCAAAUCAUUGGAUUUAUUUUCACAAAUUUGAGCCUGACAUCUUAUUUCAUAAGUAGCAGCUGCUAUGGUUUCUGGCAGUCACAAAAAUAGGUGAAAAGGAAGACGAGGUUUCAAAGCAAAUGUUGAAUACAGUACUUAAGAGUAUGUUCGAAUCACGUUCUACUUUAAAAUGGGCAUUGGGGGAAUUCUUUGUGGACAAAGGCAGUGGUUCUCCUGUUGUCCUCCAGCUGUCGUGAUUCUUGGUGGCCCCUGACCAUCCAUGAUUAUCAUCAAAACUAUCCUUCUCCCAAAACUCUUUGUUCUUGCUUUUUCCCUUCUAAUUUUCCAAUUCCCCACAGUGGCUGCUGCUGGCAGUUUCAUUAGAGAGGUUCAGAUUCUUGCCCGAAGUCACAUGGUGGGUGAAUAACAGGGCUGGACAGGGUUAAUGACAAGCAACUCCCAACUUUCCCAUGGGUGAGGUCAGAGUCCUGGGGAGGCCCCCAGAGAGACCAUUUUUGGGGAGGAGGGAGUGACUCAGACAGAGCUUUGAAUGCCAGGGUUUGGUAAAAAUGGUCCAGGAUUCGGGUUUCAAGGAGAUCUGGCUUCAGGCAGCCUCACUUGAAGCAAGCCCCUGGCUCUGUGAGCCGCGGUUUCCACAUCUGUGGAAUGCAGGAGUGUGAGGAUCAGGGUGGGAGCCAGUUCCUGGAGGAGAUUUGAUACACGACAUGAAUUGCUGCUGGGCCCCUUUCCUCUACCUGUGCCUCUUGGCGUCUCAGAGAAGGUUGGCAGAGGCGUCCCAGGAGACCCUGUCCUGGAUGGAGAGAAUGGAGGUGGCAGCCAGGAGCAGGAGCAGCACAUCUUUUGCUGAGCUCAUUCAUGGCCUAGAGUUGAGGCUGCUCAAUGCCAGCUUCGGGGGCCACAACCUCACCUUGCAGACGCACAUCAUCCAGGCACUGGCCUUCAAGCUGAACUGCAACUUCUCUGGCCUCUCUCUGAGCAGUGCCGCUCUGGAGAAGGUCCCCCAGGCCCGGCCCCAGCAUGCCAUGCAGUUCCCGGCCGAGCUGACCCAGAAUGCCUGCAGGACCCGCUCUAGGGAUCUUCGUCUCAUCUGUAUCUACUUCUCCAGCACCCGCUUUUUCCAGAAAGACAUCAACUCAUCUCUGCUCAAUAACUAUGUUCUGGGGGCCCAGCUGAGCCAUGGAUACGUGAGCAACCUCAGUGAACCAGUGAACAUCAGCUUCUGGCACAACCAAAGCCUGGAAGGCUACACAGUGACCUGUGUCUUCUGGAAAGAGAGAGCCAGCAAGCACCACUGGGGGGCCUGGAGCCCUGAGGGCUGUCACACAGAGCAGCCCACACCUUCCCAGGUGCUCUGCCGCUGCAACCACCUCACCUACUUUGCUGUUCUUAUGCAACUCUCCCAGGCCCCUGUCCCCGCAGAAUUGCUGGCGCCUCUCACCUACAUCUCCCUGGUGGGUUGCAGCAUCUCCAUCGUGGCCUCGCUGCUCACUGUCUUGCUGCACCUCCAGGCCAGGUAUUCCCCUGCCCUCAUGCAGGGCAUCCUGCCCUCUGCUGCCCAGAAUGCCUCCUUCUUUUCUACUUGGCCCCGCGAGAGUCAGGUGGGCUUUCCCGGAAGGCAGAAGGCGGGUGGGGGUGGAGUGGAGGCAGGAGACCAGCCUCAUUGUGUGUGGCUGCUGUUGGGUCCCUGCCCGAGCCUCUUGACCCGUGUCCCGGUCAUUAUGUGUCUACGAGCCCAGGGGGCGGCGCUGCCUGGUGACAUCCAGGUCGCAGAAGGCCAUGCUCCCACCCGCAGGAAGCAGAGUGACUCCGUAACCCGCAUCCAUAUGAACCUGCAUGCCUCCGUGCUGCUCCUCAACAUCGCCUUCCUGCUGAGCCCUGUGCUGGCCACGCCCCCAGUGCCCGGGGCAGCAUGCGUGGUGCUGGCCGCCACCCUGCACUACGCGCUGCUCAGCUGCCUCACCUGGAUGGCCAUUGAAGGCUUCAACCUCUACCUCCUACUCGGGCGCGUCUACAACGUCUACAUCCGCCGAUACGUGCUCAAGCUCUGUGCCGUGGGCUGGGGGGUCCCGGCCUUCCUAGUGCUGUUCCUUCUUGCCGUCAAGAGCUCAGUUUACGGACCCUGCAAGAUCCAACUCUCCGAUAGCCACGGAAACAGCACGGGCUUCAAGACCACGUCCAUAUGCUGGGUGCAGAGCUCCUGGGUGCACAGUGUCCUGGUCAUGGGCUAUGGUGGCCUCACGUCCCUUUUCAACCUGGUGGUGCUGGCCUGGGCGCUGAGGGUCCUGAACAAACUGCGGGCACAGGAGAAGGCGCCAGGCACCCGGGCCUGCCGGGACACCGUCACCGUGCUGGGUCUCACCGUGCUGCUGGGUACCACCUGGGCCUUGGCCUUCUUCUCCUUCAGUGUCUUCCUGCUGCCGCAGCUCUUCCUCUUCACCAUCUUCAACUCGCUCUACGGUUUCUUCCUCUUCCUGUGGUUCUGCUCUCAGAGGUGCCGCUCAGAGGCAGAGGCCGAGGCAGAGAUGGAGGUGUUCACCUCCCAGAUGGUGCAGUAGUCUGGACUACCUGGACUUUCUGGCCCGGAGCUCCCAGCCUCUCUGGCUGCCUGCAGAAGAGAAGAUGGCAGCCCAGCUGCUGGAGGCCAGAGGCCACUGUUGCCUCUUGGGGGCCUUUUCCACCUCCAUGACUUCCCCAGGCCCGGGGGCAGGAUGUUGCUCUACCUCCUCUGGCAAUCUGCUCCGAGGCAAGUCAACCCCACCUGGGGGCAGCCAACUCGCCCCUGGUGCCUCGGCCCAGCUGGCCAGGCCUGUGACCAGAGCACUGGUCACGGAGUCAAAAGGUCAUGUUUCAGCGCCUGGCUCUGAGUCUCACUGUCUGACCUUGGACCUGUCAUUUCUCACUGACCCUCAGUUUCCACAUCUGUGACCUGGGGACAGAUGGCUCUGGUCUUGCCCUGUCCCAGAGUUCUAUGAAGAUUAAAUGAGACCAGGGAGGAAGAGGUCAUAGUGGGGUGGGGCAGCUGGCCUAGGGCAGCUGGGGGCAGGGUCUUGACCAGCCUGUCCUGGAAAGGCCUGCUGGGCCCUGCUUCCUUCCUUGAGGAGAGGGUCAUCCCAGGCCGAAGUCCCCAGCCCAGUGCUUAGAGACCCACCUCGUGUUUGAGACCUCAUCAGCCUGUGUCCGAAGUUUCUUUUCCUUUUGCUCCCAGAUUAUGUGGACUAACUCCAAGCCCACCUUUCCCGAAGAUCAGAAAAUCCUGUCCUUCCCAGAGGCUCCUCCUCCAGUGCUCCCCAGGCCCCUAUAGGACAUUUAGACUAGUGACUGGGGCCAUAGGACUUCCUGGAGGUGGGAGGGGAGUGCCUCAUUCCCCUCCAUCUGAGCUCCAGUGGCCAGGCAUUUUGAUGACUGGGCAGGUUUGAAUUUCCCCUGGUAGGUGUGAGGAUGUGUGUUCUAAAUCUCACAUUUGUUGGUAUAUACUCUUGGAGCUGGGAGGCGCCUACAGUGUUAUAAAUUGGUAUAAAUUAUGCAAGCCUUUUGUCAUGCUGCACAUUCUUGUUUUCUUCUUACUUGCUAUGUUAGCUGUUACUGUUGUAGAGAAUCACCAUUGCCCUUGACCUGUCCUGAUAGACGGAGUGGGAGACCACUCAGGAAGCCAGCGCAUUUCCCAGACUUUCCACCAGGGGGCGAUGUUGGUCCACAUCAGAAGCCGUGGGGUCCAAAACCAAUGGAGAUGCUGUGGUCACCUGUCUGUGGAGAUGACACACCAGAUGGAGAGGCCCUGCCUCCAGGACUGUGCGUGCUGAGUGACCAGCAGGAGGAAUGCCAGUCCUGCCUACAUAGCCAUUUCUCUUUCCCAACACAGCUGCCCGCUCUGGCUCUUGGUGUCUCGUGCUCUGGGCGUAUCUGGCACUGGAGCUGUGGGCUGGGACAGGUUCUCAGAGACUGGCUCCGGGCCAUCAGACAGAUUUUGGUGGCUUUGAACAUCACAGGGCGGGAACUGGAGCCAGAUCCCUUUUCUCCCAGGGGGACCCUCUGCCCUCUGUUCAUUUCUUACACGAAUAGCCUUUCAUUCGGUGGUGAAUGGUUCAAUUCCAGAGCUAGAUGGCCUGGGAUCAAAUGCCAGCCCUGCCACUUGUCAGCUGUGUGACCAUGGACAAACCAUUCCACCUGUCUGUGCCUGAGUUUUCCCAUCUGUAAGACAGGGGUAAUAGUAAUACCUAUUUAGAAGGUUAAAUAAAAUAACCCAUAUAAAGAGGCUUCAGUUCA